This is a messenger RNA of Herpailurus yagouaroundi (jaguarundi), 3493 nucleotides long. RefSeq names its product V-set and immunoglobulin domain containing 10 like (gene VSIG10L). The transcript is spliced from 10 exons. Lineage: Eukaryota; Metazoa; Chordata; Mammalia; Carnivora; Felidae. Bases 509 to 3133 code for a protein of 874 amino acids. The record is from RefSeq and is a predicted model, not a curated record.
GUGGGAGGGCGCCAAUUGAGACUUGGUUCUGAGGGCAGCAGGGAGCCAUGGGAGGAGUUGGAGCAGAGCAGGAGCAGGGUCAAGUGCAGGUGCUGCAGGCAGGACAGAGUGGACUCGAAGCCGGAAGCUGAGGAGGAGGAAGCCCGAACUGAGGCCAAGGCCAUCAGAGGUGGGACUCUCUGAAGGGUCACCUCACCCUCCUCCAAGAAGUCUUCCUGGCUGCCUUCCCCCACGGGUUUGCUACCACCACGUUUCCACUGGGACUCCUUUCUCGCCAUCUUCACCUCGCAUGUGGGGAGUGCGGAGUCAGAUGGGACCAGCUGACGAGGACCAGUGGGGUGGGGGUGGCUGGCUCUGCCACUAGAUUGGGGGUGGGGGCACCUCCCUCUGGGUCUGGCUUCCUUCCCCGCCCAGGAAGCUGCCAGUCCUGUCGGACUUGUCGACCUGGGAGGCACAGGUGCAGGUCCUGGAGUCUCGCUGCAGUGGCCUCACAGGUGCGGCCAGCACCAUGGACACCUCACGGGCUCUUCUGCCCUUCCUGCUCCUGGCCUCCGGAGCAGCAGGGGUCGUCACCCACAGAGCCUCUUCUGGAGUUCAGCAAACCAGUUUCUCCUUGGACUCCGAAAGCUCUUUCCAGGGCCCAGGUUCGAAAGUCUCCUCCAUCAAACCCCCCGACUGGAAAUUUCCAGAGCAGUCUCCAGGUUCAAAAACCACUGCUGCUAUCCCUCAUUCCACACGGUUUCCUGAGGCCUCAAAUUUUAACGACGUGCCUAGGUCAAACGUUUCUGCUGAGGGCCAAAAGUUGAGCCCGGAUCCUCCUACCUUCCCUGAGGUCCCUGGUUCCGAAGUAUUUCCUGAUAUCUUGGGUUCUCAAGUUCCUGCCGAAAACUCGGAGCCGUCCUCGGUUAAGACCCCAGCUUCAAACAUUUCUGCUCAGGCCCUGGAGACUGAAGUUGAGACCCCACGUUCACAAUUCUCCCCUAGGGAUCAGGAUCUUAAAAUAUCUGCCCAGAAGCCCGAAUCCAAAGCAACUGCAGUAGCCCACCCAGUGGAAAGCUUCCCCCAGCAGGUGGGGAGGCCUCUGUCGGUGCUAGUGGGGACCACCAUCCAGCUCCCUCUGGUUCCAGUUCCCAGCCUUGGCCCUCCUGCGCCUCUGGUGGUCUGGCGCCGAGGCUCCAAGGUGCUGGCAGCUGGAGGCCUGGGGCCGGGGGCCCCCCUGAUCAGCUUGGAUCCUGCUCACCGGGACCGCUUACGAUUCGACCAGGCCCAGGGGGGCCUGGAACUUGCCUCUGCCCAGCUAGAGGAUGCUGGGGUCUACACUGCUGAGGUCAUUCGGGCUGGGGUCUCCCGGCAGAUUCGGGAGUUCAUGGUGGAUGUAUAUGAGCCCCUGCCCCAGCUGUCUGUGCAGCCCGAGGCCCCGGAGAUAGAGGAGGGGGCGGCCGAACUCCGGCUGCGCUGCAGAGGGUGGGGGCCGGGUCGCGGGGAGCUGAGCUGGAGCCGGGACGGACGCACCCUGGAGGCAGCGGACCCUGAGGGAGCGGAGCCACCGCGGAUCCGCACAGAGGGCGACCAGCUGCUCAUCGGGCACCCUGUGCGCAGCGACCACGCCCGGUACACUUGUCGCGUCCGCAGCCCCUUCGGCCACGCGGAGGCUGCGGCCGACGUCAGUGUCUUCUACGGCCCGGAUCCUCCGGUCAUCAAGGUCUCCUCGGACCGCGACGCCACCCCCGCCCUCUAUGUCACCAAGGGCAGUAACGUGACCCUGCGCUGCUCCGCCGCCUCGCGGCCGCCCGCCGACAUCGCGUGGAGCCUGGCCGACCCGACGGAGGCCGCCGUGCCCGCCGGCCCGCGUCUCCUGCUGCCCGCGGUCGGGCCGGGCCACGCCGGCGCCUACGCCUGCCUCGCCGCGAACCCGCGCACGGGCCGCCGCCGCCGUUCUCUGCUCAACCUCACCGUGGCAGAUCUGCCUCCGGGGUCCCCACAGUGCUCAGUGGAAGGCGGUCCAGGGGACCGCAGCCUCCGCUUCCGCUGCUCGUGGCCCGGCGGGGUCCCCGCGGCCUCCCUGCAGUUCCAGGGUCUCCCUGAAGGCGUCCGCGCAGGGCCGGCGCCCUCUGCGCUCCAGGCGGCUGUCCCCGCUCACCCCCGGCUCAGCGGCGUCCCCGUCACCUGCCUCGCUCGCCACCUGGUGACCACGCGCACCUGCACGGUUACCCCGGAGGCCCCUCGGGAGGUGCUGCUGCGUCCUGCAGUGGAGGAAACACGGUCGGGGGAGGCAGAGGUGGCGCUGGAGGUCACUGGCUGUCCUCCACCAUCCAGAGCAUCUUGGGCCCGGGAAGGGCGGCCCGUGGCCCCAGGAGGAGGGGGUCGCCUGCGGCUCAGCCCAGAUGGGCGCAGGCUCCUCAUUAGCAACUUCAGCCUGGAUUGGGACCUGGGAAAUUACUCCGUGUUGUGUAGCGGGGCGCUGGGUGCCGGGGGCAACCAGAUCACCCUCAUUGGACCUUCCAUCUCCUCGUGGAGGCUGCAGAGAACCCGGGAUGCAGCAGUGCUGACUUGGGAUGUGGAACGCGGGGCCCUGAUCAGUGGUUUUGAGGUCCAGGCACGACCAGAAGGCCCCAACCUGGGUAGAGCCACCACCUACAGGGACUGGAUCACCCUGCUCACCCUGGAGCCUCAGGAGCGGUCAGCUGUGGUGCCCCUUCCUCAUCGGAGCCCUGAGACCUGGGCCUUCCGUAUCCUGCCCACCCUGGGGGGCCAGCCAGGGACCCCAUCACAAAGCCAAAUCUACCAGGCCCGCCCCACCCUGAGCCCAGGGGCCAUUGCUGGCAUCGUCCUGGGUUCCCUACUGGGCCUGGCGCUCCUGGCAGCGCUUCUCUACCUGUGCAUCUGCUGCCUGUGCAGCUUUAGGGGAGACUCUCUGAAGAAAAAGAAGCAUCCCCCCUCUUUGCCACCUGUGGUUCCCCCACUGGAAAAGCAGAUGCAGAGUGUAACCCCAGUGCAGACGCCACUGCCUCUGCCCCUCAAAGUCCCGCUGGAGGACCCUAGCCCAAACAAGGCUCACCAGGCCACUGGCCCCAGUCCAGUCAUCUCUCUGGGUGGGGGCCCAAGGACUGUUCGGGCAGCCACACAGGUGUGACCUGCUUUGCACAGGAUUUUUUUGGGUAGGACUUCCUGGUAGGCAGGGCCAUCCUGUCCUGCUGUGACUAAAGACUGGACCCUGAAAGUGGGGCCUCCUGUCUCCUUCUCAGUGCAGAAGACUCCACUUGUAUUUGCACAACCAAGCCGCUGUGGCUCCUGGGCUGGGAGAGACCCCCGCUGAUCUACCACUGUGGUUUGCACACCCUCUAGGCAAGCGAGGGGCCUUCCUACGUCCACUUGCUUCUCCAGGCCACCCCCAUGCAGCUCCCAGGGUCUUUGUCUUUUUUUUGUUUUUUAAUGUUUACUUUUGAGAGAGAGCGUGUGCAAGUGGGGGUGGGGUAGAGAGAGAAGGAGGCAG